CAAAAAAUGACCCAAAGAGAAUGACCUUGUGUUCGUCGCGUCAAACGUCACAAAACUCAAAACGAAGCCACAAUGUGUGUUGUUACGAGACGAGACUCUAUCUAGCUAGCUAGCUAGUCUACUACUAGUACCGCUAGCUACAGGUUGUCAAGCCAAGCCAAGCCGAUACGAUACGAAAGUUAUAACUGUUGUAUUAUACUGUUGUACUGUUGUACUGUGAUACCAUGGUGAAGAAGCUGGUAAAGGUCAAGAGGAACAGCAGCAAAGAGAUGAAACAGCAUGAUGGGAUCAACCGAUUGAUGGCCAUUCGACAUCGACUCAGGCAACGCCAUCUACUCUGGUUUCUGGUACUGGUCGCCACGGUGCCCUUGCUUCUAUUCUCAAUCAACAAUAACAACCACAACAACAACAACAAUCAGCAAGAACAACAAGAACAGUCCUUCACCAGAGGAUUCUUGCGAUGGGCUGGAACACUCACAACCACGACGACCACCAAGGAUAGUGCUUCUACUAGUACUUCUACUAGUACCAAAAAGGGCUGCUCUUCCUUGCAACAACGGCUCAUUGCAAAGUCCCUUCCCAACGCCCAAACCAUCAUUGAAGCCACCAUUUGUCCGGAAAAUGAUAAAUGGCUCUCGGAUUAUCUCCUCAAUAAUAAUAAUAAUAAUCCUUCUCUGGAGUCUCAUCAUCAGUCGCCACCACAAGAUGAAUUUGUUUUUUUGAAUUUCGGAUGCAACAAGGGAUUCGAUGCCAUUCAAGUAGCCAAUACUGUAUCCAAACGAUCCGAUGUGUUCAAGAAAUCAAAAUGGUUUCAAGCACUGGGCAUUGACCAAAAGGGAUCGUGCAAUCAAGCCAUUGGAAACGAUGUCAUUUACGACUCGUCAUUUCCCAAACAGGCCGUACAGAUUCACUGUAUCGAAGCCAUGCCCGCUACCUUUCGAUUGCUGCAACUAGCUGCCGCUGCCACCACGGCAGAACACUAUGGAAUGCACAUUCACAACUAUGCCAUGACCAGCAAACUGCAAAAAGAUAAUGCUCCCAAUGGAAUGAUUCCCUUUCCCAAUGUACUACCUGGCACCGAAAAUAGAGGCAUUGCACACUGCAGCAGCGAGAAUCAUCCUGCUGCUGCAACGGAACAUUGCCAAGAUGUUCCUGCAAUGACCAUUGAUGAAUUUGUCACCAAACAUGUGGACAACAACAACAACAAGUCAACAACAAACACAAACACGAAAAAAAGAAGAAGAAUACCCUACAUUAGUAUUGAUGUUGAAGGAGGUGACUACACGGUACUCAUGGGAGCCACACAAACACUGAAACGAACCGAUUAUCUCGAAUUCGAAUAUCAUGCUGUGGGGGAUUGGAAACAACAAAAACUACAAAAUGCCAUUGAUAUGCUGGCAGAACUAGGAUUUGUCUGCUAUUGGGCUGGAAAGAAACGAUUGUGGCGCAUUACCGAUUGCUGGAUGGACCAUUUCGAAUUCCAUCAGUGGAGUAAUGUCGCCUGUGUGUCGUCCACUGCCAAACAGGCACAGAAAUUGUACCAAACCAUGGAACAAGUCUUUGAAGAUACACUGGUCGAUGGAACGUCGGGAGGCUGGUCGAAGCCAUGAAACACAAAAACAAACAAAACGAACAACAAAACAAACAACAAAACAAACGAACCCAGUCCAUCACCACCAAUAGACAGGCAGCAACACAUACUUUGUUUCUUCUCGUCAUGACGGCAUGAUGAUGAUGAUGAGUGACCUACAAUACAAUACGCAUCAUUGUCAAGAGUAUUAUCAGGUG
Seminavis robusta is the source of this 1788-nucleotide messenger RNA. NCBI's taxonomy places the organism in Eukaryota, Bacillariophyta, Bacillariophyceae, Naviculales, Naviculaceae. The record is from the annotation of a GenBank genome assembly.